Heterobasidion irregulare TC 32-1 is the source of this 729-nucleotide messenger RNA. RefSeq lists its product as uncharacterized. The annotation marks the transcript as partial. The record is from RefSeq and is a predicted model, not a curated record. Lineage: Eukaryota; Fungi; Basidiomycota; Agaricomycetes; Russulales; Bondarzewiaceae. The transcript is spliced from 3 exons. Gene Ontology annotation, biological process: transcription by RNA polymerase I.
CGGAACGAGGGCACUGACCCCAAAUGGAUCUACGCGCCCCCUGAGGGCGCUGUCCUACCCGACAUCGAGAACAUCGAGUUUGGAGACUUCGACUACGACCAGUUCAAAGGCGACGAAGAUGCAGAGCUCUGGCUCGUGCGUGUCCCGAACAAUAUUAAGCCAAAGCAUCUUAAGGAUGUGCGGAUAUCGGCGCCGCCGCCGUCUUCGCUCACUGUCAAGGUCGGCCGCCUGGAGCGCAAAACCGGGUCCUACGAUAUAUGGGCCCUCAGCGCCGACGGCGAGGCGGAGGGAGACGAAGGAGCCGGCGUCGGGGGCGAAGAGCUGCGCGCGCUGUCGGCGCUGCUUCCUCGCCCGAAGAAAGGCGGGAAGCUCUACCUCGCGCCCAAACCCAUCGCUCGGCACCUCGUCUUCGCUGCGUCGCCCCCUAUUCCCUCAGCCCCUGAGUCUGACCCUGGCGCCGAGCCAGCAACCGCUCCAGCCGGCGCGCACGUCUACAAAAAUCCGCCACGGCCUUCUUACCCUGACGCGGUCCUCAAACAUCGCUUCCUUCCGUACGGCUCGCGCGGGUCGCCAGGGACAGACUCGGCGAUCGCGUCUCAAGCAGCCCCUAUCGACGCCGACAUCGAGAUGGUCUCCGACGAAAUCGAAAUUAGAUCAAAGUCUGCAGCCCAUGCGACAGCGAACAGCCACAAGAAGGGCGAGAGCGAAGACGGCGGCAAAAAAGACAAG